Messenger RNA from Formica exsecta, 4548 nucleotides. RefSeq names its product sodium/calcium exchanger 1-like. Gene Ontology annotation, biological process: calcium ion import across plasma membrane; sodium ion transmembrane transport. The record is from RefSeq and is a predicted model, not a curated record. Gene Ontology annotation, cellular component: axon; sarcolemma; postsynapse. The coding region runs from base 221 to 1081 and encodes 286 amino acids. The transcript is spliced from 6 exons. NCBI's taxonomy places the organism in Eukaryota, Metazoa, Arthropoda, Insecta, Hymenoptera, Formicidae. Gene Ontology annotation, molecular function: calcium:sodium antiporter activity.
UUGUAUUGAAUUCAUUAAAAAAUUUUCCAUGAUCUAUCUCUUAAUUAUUUUAUGACGCGAAAUUCUUUAAGAAUAAUAGAAACUGAUUUAGGCGCUGUUCCUGUCUGAUCAUAAGCCGACUCUCUACUCACGUUGCCGCGAAACAUGUGCUAACGUCAUUGAAGCAGCAAGACGCGAUUUUCUGGUUUCAGCGGAGGCAGGAAUCGCGGCGGCAGCCGAGAUGAAGCAACCGGAGGAGAGAACGGAGGAGGAGAAAAUGGCGUUGCUGGGCAGACCGCGGCUGGGCGAGGUAUCCCGGGCUCAGAUCAGGAUCAAAGAGUCCAAAGAGUUCAAGAAUACAGUGGAUAAGCUCGUUCAGCGAGCAAACGCCUCCAUAAUACUCGGCACAAGCUCUUGGAAGGAACAAUUUACGGAAGCGCUUACCGUCAGCGGGGGCGAUGAAGACGAGGAGGGUGGUCAGCCCUCUUCACCAUCGGCGAUGGAUUAUCUCAUGCAUUCGCUCACCAUCUUCUGGAAGGUUCUCUUCGCCUUUGUCCCGCCUACCGAUAUCGCCAGCGGUUACUUAUGCUUCAUCGUCAGCAUCCUAGGGAUCGGUGUUGUGACGGCAGUAAUCGGUGAUGUCGCCUCGUAUUUCGGUUGUACUUUGGGCAUCAAGGACUCCGUCACCGCGGUGGUAUUCGUCGCCCUUGGCACCAGCAUCCCCGAUACGUUCGCGAGUAAAGUGGCAGCUUGCCAGGACAAGUACGCCGACGCGAGCGUGGGCAAUGUCACCGGGAGUAACGCGGUGAACGUCUUCCUUGGGAUCGGCGUCGCGUGGAGUAUCGCCGCCAUUUAUCGUGCCUGCCACAGCGAGCCGUUCCUCGUCGAACCCGGCAACUUGGCCUUCUCUGUCACCAUAUUCUGCAGCGAGGCUUGCCUGGUGAUCGCGGUGCUGUUGGUAAGGCGAACGAAGUCGAUCGGCGGCGAAUUGGGUGGACCUUUUAUACCGAAAGUUGUCACAUCCGCGUUCCUGUUCUCUCUCUGGCUGCUCUACCUCAUCAUGUCCACCCUCGAGGCCUACGGCGUAAUCCAGGGCUUCUAAACUAAAAAAAAGGCCCGUGCGACGCCAUUACGUCGGCCUAUCCACUGCGUAUAUAUCUUAGCUCUGGCGUCCGCCAAGGCGUGUGCUCAACGAAACUUCUAUCCGGAUACAGAAGCGGAAUCGGAAUGGCACGAUUCCGCGAAGAACAAAUUCUGAACUGUGCCGGGAACUCACAUAAGUUCACCCCUGACCUGAGACAAUUAACAACGAACAUGAUCGCGUGACGUAUUAAAUGCGUGAAUACGUGUAUGUGUGUGCGUAUGCGUGUGUAGAUAUCUGAAAGCGCAAGUGUGCGUGCUUGCGUGAAUCCGUCUAAUGAAAAGAAGAAAGAGAAUCGAUCGAGGAGAGAACGAACGAAGGAAGAAAAAGUAAGGUGGCGAAAAGUGCGUGAGAAAAAGUGAGUUUGCCUUAAAAUUAUGCAAAAAAAAAAAAAAAAAAAAAAAAAAAAAAAAAAUAAGUGCGUUCUAGUCAUGCCAUAUUCCCCGCGAGGAGAAUUUGGUUGCAAUCAAAAAGGAAAAGAGAAGAAGUGACGAUAAUAUAAGAAAAUAUACCUAUGUGUAUGCGGAUAAAAAAGAACAUCUCGUGAGUACGUACGCGUAUUUAUUUAAUCCUCUAAGAAGAGGAUUUCGCGAGUACAGUUUCUAUGGUAUUUUAGUAGCGGACUGUAUUGUGCAAUUCCUUUUUCGCCAGAGAACGCGACGUCGCUAAUUUUAUAUACACGUAUAUAUUAUUGUACGAUAUAUUCCUUUUAUGUGUUGAGGGAGUCUCUCUCUUUGAUGUCGGAUCGAUUUACGUAAGAAGAUUUCAAAGAAAUGCGAAAGCACCUGAGAAAAAAAUGAGCAGCUAUUGAACGUAGUUGUGCAAUACAGGACCAGCUUUGAAAAUCAAAUUUUUAAUCUCUCUCUUUCAUUUCAUAUAACAUUUUAAAAAUUAUUUUCUAUUCUAAUAUUACAGUUCUGACAAUGAUCGUUGAAUUAUUGUAUUUUCCAUUGAAAAUAUCUUUUUUCCUCGACGUAAUUCUUUCGGUAAAAUGUAUAUUGUUUGCGACGAAACGUCAAAGUAAAACUUGCAAUCUUUGAGAUUCGAGAGGUGGCGAUUGGUCCGACAUUGCACGACCGCGUCGGAUUUGUGGUAGAAUUCGAAAACAUAGUGCAUUUUAUCGUUGCAAUAAUUGCAUAGCCAGAAAAUGUGUGUAUGUGUGCGUGUCUGUACCACACGCGUACGGAUCUAGUCGGAUUUGCCAUUUUAGUGAGAUUUGCCAAUGGUCAAAGUUGCCAUUGGGAAAGUCAUCCUUUCAUCUCGGAUCUAGAACAGCCGAUGUCAUUGCCAUCUGUCAUGUGUGAAAUGAAUAAAUAAAUAACUUUUUGACAAACGACCGCAAGUAAAUUGCGCGAUUUAUUUUACGUGUAAAAGAUCGGAUAAGCUUCUAAAAAAUGGGGCAAAAAAAUAAUUAAAAUUUAAAAAAAAAAUUUUUUUUUUUAUUGUAAAUGCCAUAUAUAACGAUUUAAAUUUCAAAGUGAGACACAUGGCGUAGUAGAAUUUAGAUCUCAGGCAACCCGGUUGACGAUUUAUAAAUCCCUCUCAGCGCGUUUGCGAUGAAAAAUUAUACUUUCCCGUUAUUCAGAUUAGAUUUUUACACAGGAACGUCGUAGACUAGGUUUUCGUUAAUACGAGUCAAUGUUAAUGACUCGUCUGUCCAAAUCAUAUCUUUCAAACCUUAUAUAGACGAAUAAUUUAUAGAGAGCGUUCAUAAAUGAGUAAUAAUUACUUGAAUUUAUGGAUGGUUUCAUUACAAUCGUAAUGAAACAUUGAUCAAACAAUUCUCUUUGUCACUUGUCAUCGACUCUUGAAAAUUACAACAUUGAUUACAAUUAUGUAUAAUUAUAAUAUGCUUCAUUGAGGUUGAAACUAGCAAUUAGAGCAGCUAUAUUAUUUCCAUAACAAUUCAACACGUAUAUACAAGUGUAAGAUUCCGCAAGAAUUCAUAAAAUUAUUGCACGAUAUUAUUGACAAAAUAUAAAAAAUACAAUUUUGAAAACAGAUUUCGCUCUCAUACCUUAAAAAUUUAGAUAAAUCUUAAAAGACAUAAUAAAAAAAAAAAAAAAUCUGGAAAAAACGCAAAGCUUGUGUAUAACACACACAUUUUCUAAUCUUUCAAAUAUUUUUUGGAUGGAUAUCUUCGGAUAUCUGUCAGCUAUUGCUAUUUUUAUUAUUUUCUUAUGAACGUCAUUAAAGAGGGAUUUCGAAAUUGUCGUUAAUCAAGAAAACAACGUGAAUCGUUAACAAACAUAAUAACUAUCUUGCCAGCAAGAUCACGUUAUUAAAUACCAGCAGAAACAUAUUUACAAUUGUUAAGGAUAGCUAGGUAUCGCGACAAACGUUAAUUAGACUUGUCCCUCCCCUCUUCUCCCGCGAGUUGCAUCGCGGCCUUCGUUCGAAUGUAUAAAUCGCACUCGUUUUUUUUCAAAAUUACAACGUAGAGAAUUACAUUUUUUUUCCGCGAUCAAUGUGUAAUCUAAUAUGUGUGGAAUCAAAUGUUUUGAAUUUUUAUUUUAUGCGAUUACAUUCUUGUAAUUCGAUCGCGACAUUCUUGUACGUCAAAAGUUCAAAAACAUCGACGUUAUGAUGAAAAAAAUACGAUUCUUUACGAUGUCAAUUUUGAGAAGAAGAGGCGUAUAAAAUGUUCUCGUUGGUCUUCACUGCCUUUGAUCGAGGGUCGCGUCAUACGCGGGGCGAACAGUUAUUCAACAGUUAUUCGAAUUAGGCGCACUAUGACCCAAUGACACCCAAUUUAGGAUGUUAAAACGAUUCCCGAUAUGAUACCGCUUCGAAAUCGCAUCUGCAUACAAAAUCUGGAUUCAGAGUGUAUGUCAGUGCGUCUCCCCCUUCCCCCUAACCCCAUUUGCGCGACCAGUAUUGAAUUUUAAGUUUGCAAUUGUUACAGGAAUCUCGUACGAUUUUAGGGAGAUUUUUAGAGUACGUCUGAAUAGGCGGCUGUUUUUAGAGAGCGCGACAUGUUCUAUGGACAGAAGCAAGGAAAUACCUCAUAUGAACAUGAUGCGAAUAUUAUUGCUAGCAUUUUGUAAUCGGCUUUUGUAACACGCACCGUGAAGGAAGAAAUUGUUUCUCACACACACAUUCUCUCUCUCCCCCUCCCCUGUCAACAAUUAAUCUCAGAUUUAAUCUCUGUCGUGUGGUCUUAAGACGAGGUGCUCUCUCUUACAGGAUGUCGCUUUAAAAUUGUUGCAUCUAAACGAGCUGCACGUAUGUGGGUAAGCUCGUUACAUGUUUGUUUCUCUGAGUAUCAAUCUAAUACAUCUGAAGUGACAAAUACGACAUAAUUAGUGGCUGCUGCACAGUAUUACGAAAGCGUGGUGAUGAAUUAUCGGUCGAUAGCGCUAAUGAUUAGCGUUAAUUCUGAUUCUCAAGCUAUUGCUUUAUCUGCGGUAUAUAGAUAAAAACACGAU